UUCAACUUGCUUUGACAAUUGAACAUCAGCUAAAAAUGAAGUCAUACGUCUUGUUGCUAGCUCUGGCAGCCGCAUCGGCAAUGCCAACAAAGGAAGAUGGGGUCAUGGAGAAAUUCGUCUCCGCUUUACGAGACUGCGUAGAAACGGAUACCGUGCUGUGCCUAAAGGAAAAAGCCAUGAAAUUCACUGAAAACUUAGCCGUUUCGAAGGAACUGAAUUUAGUUGAGGGUAUCAAUUUUGCGAGAACUGGUUCUCCAAGAUCAGCUCGAAGCUAUGAGCCCUUACCUGAUGACCCGAAAGCCAGAGAACUCCAAGUGGAGGAUAGGAUAAUGGACAAUGUUGUGGACUUUCUGGACAAUCAUGUUUUGCAGCUGAGAAUGCCCAAAUCGUUCACUGAAGACAAUUCUGUUGAAGAAGAAGGUCGUGGAAAGAAGAAGAAGAAGCUGAAGAAACUCCUCCCAAUCCUCGCUCUUAUCAAACUGAAACUCGCCGCACUCAUUCCUUUGUUCCUUGGUAUCAUUGCCUUUGCAGUCUUCAAGGCAUACCUCCUCGGAAAGGUCGCGUUUAUUGCCGCUGCCAUCGGAGCUCUGAAGAAACUCCUUGAUUCGAAGAAUAGCAAGAGCAGUGGAUGGUCAGAACCAGCUCAUGAGGAGCACGGAUGGGAAAGUGGUGGCGGUGGUGGCUGGGGAAGGUCUCAAGACGCUCAAUCCUUAGCUUAUGCUAACCAUAUCAAACAGGAGUAAGAGAAAACUUAAAAUCGUAUACUCAUCCUCGCGAGGAUAUAUAUUUAUAGAUAUAUUAUUACAUAUUUUAUUUUCUUCUAGCUGACACACCAGGCUUCUUUGCACAGGUGCAAGUACCACAACGGCGCCUAUUUCUGCCGAGCAGCAGUAAUGUGUAAGCAUUACUGUCUUUUGGUCUGAAGGGCGCCGUAGCUAGUGAAAUUAUUGACCAAAUGAGACUUAACAUCUAAUGUCUCAAGGUGACGUGCGCAGUUGUAGUGUCGCUCAGAAUUUUUUGGUUUUUCAAGAAUCCUGAGCGGCACUGCAUUGUAAUGGACAGGGCAAAUCAUCGUAUCAUUAUCAUCAGCUGAACUUCCUGCUCGUCUCGUCCCUGAUUUUCAUAAAAAAACUCAUAAAUUAAUUUGCUUUGAACUGGUGUGUCGCUCUAUACUUAUAUCUAUGAUCAAAACUUUCUGAUCUAUAAUAAAUUAUUUUCUGUUUCCGUAAUUAUGUAUAAAAAACUUAAUGUUUUUCUUUUUCUAUUAUAUUUUAAUAUAUCUUUGGGAGGAAUUGUCAGAGUAUACGAUUUUAACACAAAUAUCUUGUAAAUUAAUUUAGAACUAUUUAUUGCAUAUUUAAUUUAUUAUCAACCACCGUUUGUUGUUUGAGAAAUUUGUUUGAGUGAUUGAAUUAUACAGUAUUUUUAUUAUUAUUGUUAUUAUUCGACUGAUAUUAUUAUAUUAUAUUUUACUUAUAAAUGAUUAUUUUUCAAGUACUUAUUUAUUUUAUAUAUUUGAAGUUUUCUGUGUUCGAACUAUUUCUUUAAAAAUGGUUUUAUUAUUAUAUAUUAUUUAAAGUAUUAAGAUUAUUAUGUAUUGUAUGCAAUGUUACCUGUUUGGAGUUAUUUAACCAAAUAUUUUUUGUUCUUUAUAUUCCAAAGAUAUUAUAUUUUUAUUUUAUAUUAUAUUUUAAUGUGUGAGUGGUGCCAGU
Leptidea sinapis is the source of this 1712-nucleotide messenger RNA. RefSeq lists its product as uncharacterized. NCBI's taxonomy places the organism in Eukaryota, Metazoa, Arthropoda, Insecta, Lepidoptera, Pieridae. The record is from RefSeq and is a predicted model, not a curated record. The transcript is spliced from 3 exons. The coding region runs from base 36 to 743 and encodes 235 amino acids.